UUUGAUGAGAAUAGAUGCAGUAGAGCUGAGGACAAAGACUUUUAAUCGGCAAUGUAUAGAUCAAUAGUCAUGAUCUCUUAUACCCAAAAUUACAGGUUUGUGAUCAACCAUCACCAUGAUGAUCAAUUAGAAGUCAUUUUCUCUAUAAGCAUGUGGGGUCAAUAGCAUUACGAAACAGAUUCCGAUGGUAUGAACUUUGUAAAUUCAUAGAGAGUUUCAUCAAGGUAUAAACUUAAUUUUCAUUAUCGCAACCAGAUUCUACGGAAGAAACCUAACCAUAAUUCUAGAACUUUGAAAAUUCUUUUAACUUUGAAAAUUCUAGAACUUUGAAAAUUCACCUUCAUCAGGCCUGUCAUACACGUAGAAGAGAACAUCUUUCCUUUAAAUAGGGCUUAUUGCAAAGAUGUUAUCAUAACCUUUCCUUCGUAUAUCCCAUAAAAGCCAUUUUUUUAGCUUUUCUUCAGUUCUCUGCGUCUUUGUAUUCAGUUAAUUAACAGCAUGUUAGGUAUAAGUCAUUUUACGUACUUUUCCCCAGUGGUUGUUGAGUCUCUACUUCUAGCACUUCUCUUGGUUGGUUCUUUUAGUCCAGUUGAAUGUUUCCAUUUCAAAUAUCAGUUCUUCAAUGAUUCUACUGAGAAUGAUUUCCUCUUAACGGAUUCACAGAUAACUCAGGAUGCCAUCCAAGUUACAUAUGAUGUUUCUGGAAAUCCUAUUACAAAUUUGUCUGGCCAGGCCCUGUAUAAAAGGCCAUUCAAGCUGUGGAGUGAAAGCAAAGGCACAGCAUCCUUCAAUACGACCUUUGUGCUCAGAAUCACUCCGAGGACAGAUCCAGGUGGUGAAGGCUUGGUCUUUAUCUUAACUGGACGUGCCACUCGUCCAGAGAACAGUGAAGGGAAAUGGCUUGGGAUUGUGAAUGCAAGCACAAAUGGAUCAGCUCAAAACCAGAUAGUGGCAGUAGAAUUUGACACAAGGAAAAGCUACAUGGAGGACCUGAGCAACAACCACAUUGGCGUGAACGUGAACAGCGUCUACUCAAUCAAACAAGCGAACCUAAGCAUCAAUCUUUCAAGUGGCACCGAUAUAACAGUGAAGAUUCAAUAUGAUGGGAAAAAUUUGAGUGCCUUUGUUGGAACGCAGAUGAAGGCUCCAGCAAUCGCUCUUCCUAUUAACCUCUCAGACCAUCUGCCACAGAAUGUUUUUGUGGGAUUCUCGGCUUCAACAGGGAAUCACACUCAACUGAACUGUGUAAGGUCAUGGGAAUUCAGUGGUUCGAGUGUAGAUGAAGAUCCUGACCUGUUAUGGGUCUGGAUCAUGGUUCCAGUAACAGUUUUGGUUAGUGGGGUGGCCUUCUAUUUCUCUUGGAAAUGGAAAUGUGGAAAGCAGGAGGAAGAGGAGGAUGAUCCGAGGGUAGAACAACAGAUUCAAGGCUCAUCCACAGCUCCAAGGAAAUUUCGACUGAAAGAACUUAAAGCUGCUACGGAAAAUUUCAACUCCAAGAAUGAGCUUGGCAAAGGUGGAUUUGGGACAGUCUACAAAGGAUUCUUGAAGAAUAAGGAGGUAGCUGUGAAAAGAUUUUCAAUGAAUUCACAUCAAAGCAACCAAGAUUUUAUAGCAGAAGUCACAACAAUCAGCAAUCUACAUCACAAAAAUCUUGUCAAAUUAGUUGGAUGGUGCUAUGAAAAAAGGGAACUCCUAAUAAUAUAUGAGUUCAUGCCAAAUACGAGCCUAGACAAGCUCAUAUUCUGCAAAAAAUCCGAUGUGGAGAAUCCAAUCACACUGAAUUGGGAAACAAGAUAUGGAAUCAUUUGCGGGGUGGCUCAGGCAUUGGACUAUCUUCACAAUGGAUGCGAGAAGAGGGUGCUUCACCGAGACAUAAAAGCGAGCAAUAUAAUGUUGGAUUCAGAUUUCAACGCCCGAUUGGGGGAUUUUGGAUUGGCUAGAAUUAUUCAACUGAAUGAUCAAACUCACCACUCAACAAAAGAGAUUGCAGGGACACCUGGGUAUAUGGCUCCAGAAAGUUUUCAUACCGGUAGGGCUGCCGUUGAAACUGAUGUAUAUGCCUUCGGUGUUCUUGUACUGGAAGUUGUCUGUGGAAGAAAGCCUGGAGAUCAAAGCGUGAACAACAAAUACAACAACGGGAUAGUGGAUUGGGUAUGGGAAUACUAUAGGAGACAAAGGAUUCUGGAUGUCGUAGAUUUGCGACUGAAUGGGGUUUUCCACAAGGAGCAGACUGAAUAUGCACUGAUGUUGGCAUUGUCUUGUUGUCAUCCCAACCCGUACCAGAGGCCAUCCAUGAGAAUUGCUUUAAGGGUUCUCACAGGAGAGGUAGACCCACCAGUUAUCCCCAUUGAAAAACCUCCUUUUGUGUGGCCAGCCACACCUCCGGUCUCUUUCAGGGAGGAUUUGGAGUAUCCUCCCACAGAAGGCCUGCUCUCUCCACCUUCAGAACUCAUUGGGAGAUAAAUCAGGCGGAAAACUUGCUCCAGUAGGUCUUGCAUGUCUUCUUUUUCCUUGCGUGAAGUGAUGUCCACCUUCAACUGUAUAUGAUGCUUGGCGUUUUUAUUAGGUGUCUUGGAUAAUUUGUCCUUGUAUU
Molecule: messenger RNA, 2593 nt
Organism: Vitis vinifera (wine grape)
Lineage: Eukaryota; Viridiplantae; Streptophyta; Magnoliopsida; Vitales; Vitaceae
Product: probable L-type lectin-domain containing receptor kinase S.5
Exons: 1
Coding region: 499-2463 (654 amino acids)
Biological process (GO): protein phosphorylation
Cellular component (GO): plasma membrane
Molecular function (GO): carbohydrate binding; ATP binding; protein kinase activity
Source: RefSeq, a predicted model, not a curated record